Mauremys mutica (yellowpond turtle) is the source of this 1119-nucleotide messenger RNA. RefSeq names its product RNA polymerase I subunit H (gene POLR1H). The record is from RefSeq and is a predicted model, not a curated record. Gene Ontology annotation, biological process: DNA-templated transcription; termination of RNA polymerase I transcription. Bases 26 to 541 code for a protein of 171 amino acids. Gene Ontology annotation, cellular component: RNA polymerase I complex. The transcript has 5 exons. Lineage: Eukaryota; Metazoa; Chordata; Testudines; Geoemydidae. Gene Ontology annotation, molecular function: nucleic acid binding; zinc ion binding; DNA-directed RNA polymerase activity.
CAUUGGCUGCGGAGCCAAAGUGCCUAUGGUUGACACUCUACCUCUCGCCUCCCCUCUACUCCUCUGGAGGACUAGGGGACGCUCUAGCCCACGCCGGGCCGCAGUUGUCUGCUCCGAACGCUCAGACACGUGGGGGGCCGGGGGCAGAGAGGAAGCAGCGCAGCUGGGGGCAGCCAUGGAGCUGGGCACCUCCUGCUUCCAGUCGGACCUGGAUUUCUGCCCGGAGUGUGGGACCAUCCUGCCUCUGCCAGGCGUCCAGGACAAGGUGACGUGCGUGCGCUGCUCCUUCUCCAUUGACGUACGAGAUUUCGAAGGGAAGGUGGUCCAGUCCUGCGUCGAGUUCAACCGGCUGGGUUCCGUGCCUCUGAUGAUCGUGGGCGAUGGGCAGGAGGUCAAGGGACCCACGAUCGACAGGAAGUGCCCCCAGUGUGGUCACGAGGGCAUGGUCUACCACACCCGGCAGAUGAGAUCAGCGGACGAAGGACAGACCGUCUUCUACACCUGUGGCCGGUGCAAGUUCCAGGAGAAGGAAGACUCAUGAAUGGAGCAGCACGGGGGCAGGGAGCCAUGGACAAGAGAAGAUGAGGUGUAACACCCACCCGUCCUUUACCCAGAACAACUUGCCUCACCUCCUAAGGAGAUCCUUUUCUCGGCUCAGGCCCGGGUCGACCAAUGGGGUGACAGCCACCACCACCCAGCGUUCACUGCCACCAGUGCCUGCAGCCCAGUGAAGCAAAGGAGGGGCGUGAACACAACCCCGGCCCUGCAGAGGUGACUCUGAAAGGUGUAACCACGGGGGAUACCACAUCCCCACUUCACAUCCUCUAGGGGAACCUCAAGUCCUGAGCCCCAGGGGAUGUAGAUCCAUUUGUGGAGAGCUCAAGACUCUUUAAGGCUGCUCUGGCAGUUCCGACGCUGGACCCCAGCUGCUGCGUUCUCUGGGGAGAGCCUGUUGGUGUAUUGUGCUUUGUCGGGGGAGAUAGGGGGGUUGCUCCCCUCUUUCAGGAUCGUGGGCUCUGGAGGACAGACCAGCUGGGGAGUCCUGGGUGCAUAUUAUUGGGCAAGGCUACAAUCUCAUCCUCCAAGGAGAAGUAAAUAAAAUCCUAUUUUGUACAUGAA